AGGGGUAUUAAGGGGAUUUCUCUGUACAUAUCCAGUUGAAUUGAAUCAAUUGAUACAUUGAGCUCCUGCAGUCAUAGAUUCUACAAAAUGACCAAGAAAGUCGUGAUUGCCAUGGACAUCUACGGGACUGUCCUCACUAUGGAGACCAUCGCCCAAGAACUGGAAAAGCACUUCCCAAAAGCCAACGCUGAGGCCAUCCUAAAGACAUGGAGACAGCACCAGCUGGCGUACACUUGGAGAUUGAACAGUUUGGGUGCGUGACUGCGUUUCUACGAUGCUGUUCACACUACUAAACCGUUGACAGGACGCUUUCUACCCUUCUCCGAAGUAACUCGUAACGCCCUGUCCCAUACCUUAGCAGAAACCCCCGGAGCCGAUCCGGCAGAGCAGCACAUCAACAGGCUCAUGGCCGCCUUCGAGAACAUGGGAACGUUCCCGGAUGUCGGACCAACAUUGAGUCGACUGGCAGUGACCCCCGGUGUCGUACCGGUGGUGUUCACCAACGGCACCAAGACAAUGGUAUCCCAUUCAUUGUCAAAAUCAAAGGACCUCGCACCAUACUCGGCAGUUUUUCAAGAAAUCGUCACAGUUGAAGAGGUCAAACAAUUCAAGCCAGCGCCGGCAGUGUAUAACCACUUGGCGGAGACGGCGGGAUUAGCAUCCCAAAAGGAAGACAUCUGGGUGAUCAGUGCCAAUCCAUUCGACAUCAAUGGCGCGCGCAACGCAGGCCUGAAGGCCAUCUGGAUCGACCGCAGUUUGACAGGAUGGACAGACAGAGCUGAGCCGAGUCUCGAGCCCACGGCAGUCCUGCACAGCCUGGAAGACAUUAUCCAGACGAUUACCCAUCAUUAUAAAGACAAAUUGAACCGCCAUGUUACAUGUCGAGUUUAAGCAAUACUAGUGAGGCUGUUGAGAGAGAUGUAUUGCGAGUUGUAUUUCCGAACGCUCCACGCAAGAAAGAAGAAUCCGGGGUAAGCAAGCAAAUUCAUUCUAUCCUUUCAUUUCCCCUCCAGAUAUCCAUUGAGCGAUGUGGGAUUUCAGAGUGAAUAGAAAGGAGUUUCAGUUUUGGUAGGAAAAAAAGAGAAGGUUCAGAGGAUGAGAAAAAUUUCGGAUUUU
This is a messenger RNA of Aspergillus glaucus CBS 516.65, 1116 nucleotides long. Its product is annotated as haloacid dehalogenase, type II. The transcript has a single exon. Lineage: Eukaryota; Fungi; Ascomycota; Eurotiomycetes; Eurotiales; Aspergillaceae. The coding region runs from base 406 to 891 and encodes 161 amino acids. The record is from RefSeq and is a predicted model, not a curated record.